Molecule: messenger RNA, 5357 nt
Organism: Piliocolobus tephrosceles (Ugandan red Colobus)
Lineage: Eukaryota; Metazoa; Chordata; Mammalia; Primates; Cercopithecidae
Gene: MTA3
Product: metastasis associated 1 family member 3
Exons: 17
Coding region: 70-1725 (551 amino acids)
Biological process (GO): negative regulation of transcription by RNA polymerase II
Cellular component (GO): nucleoplasm; NuRD complex
Molecular function (GO): transcription corepressor activity; transcription coactivator activity; sequence-specific DNA binding
Source: RefSeq, a predicted model, not a curated record
GCAAGUGGCAACGUGGAAGCAAAAGUAGUAUGCUUUUAUAGACGACGUGAUAUUUCCAACACACUUAUAAUGCUCGCAGAUAAGCAUGCUAAAGAAAUUGAGGAAGAAUCUGAAACAACAGUUGAGGCUGACUUGACUGAUAAGCAGAAACAUCAGUUGAAACAUAGGGAACUCUUUUUGUCACGCCAGUAUGAAUCUCUGCCUGCAACACAUAUCAGGGGAAAGUGCAGUGUUGCCCUUCUGAAUGAGACAGAAUCAGUAUUGUCAUAUCUUGAUAAAGAGGAUACCUUCUUCUACUCAUUGGUCUAUGACCCCUCAUUGAAAACGCUAUUAGCUGACAAAGGUGAAAUCAGAGUGGGACCUAGAUAUCAGGCAGACAUUCCAGAAAUGCUGUUAGAAGGAGAAUCAGAUGAGAGGGAACAGUCAAAAUUGGAAGUUAAAGUUUGGGAUCCAAAUAGCCCACUUACGGAUCGACAGAUUGACCAGUUUUUAGUUGUAGCACGUGCUGUUGGGACAUUCGCUAGAGCCCUGGAUUGCAGCAGUUCUGUGAGGCAGCCUAGUUUGCAUAUGAGUGCUGCUGCAGCUUCCCGAGACAUCACCUUGUUUCACGCUAUGGAUACAUUGUAUAGACACAGCUAUGAUUUGAGCAGUGCCAUUAGUGUCUUAGUACCACUCGGAGGACCUGUUUUAUGCAGAGAUGAAAUGGAGGAAUGGUCAGCCUCUGAAGCUAGCUUAUUUGAAGAGGCACUGGAAAAAUAUGGCAAAGACUUCAAUGACAUACGGCAAGAUUUUCUUCCUUGGAAAUCGUUGACUAGCAUCAUUGAAUAUUAUUACAUGUGGAAAACUACUGACAGAUAUGUGCAACAGAAACGUCUAAAAGCUGCAGAAGCUGAAAGUAAACUGAAACAAGUAUAUAUCCCAACUUACAGCAAACCAAAUCCCAACCAAAUAUCCACUAGUAAUGGGAAGCCUGGUGCUGUGAAUGGAGCUGUGGGGACCACGUUCCAGCCUCAGAAUCCUCUUUUAGGGAGAGCCUGUGAGAGCUGCUAUGCUACACAGUCUCACCAGUGGUAUUCCUGGGGCCCGCCUAAUAUGCAGUGUAGAUUAUGUGCAAUUUGUUGGCUUUAUUGGAAAAAAUAUGGAGGCUUGAAAAUGCCCACCCAGUCAGAAGAAGAGAAGUUAUCUCCUAGCCCAACUACAGAGGACCCUCGUGUUAGAAGUCACGUAUCCCGCCAGGCCAUGCAGGGAAUGCCAGUUAGAAAUACUGGGAGUCCAAAGUCUGCAGUGAAGACCCGCCAAGCUUUCUUCCUUCAUACUACAUAUUUCACAAAAUUUGCUCGCCAGGUCUGCAAAAAUACCCUCCGGCUACGGCAGGCAGCAAGACGGCCGUUUGUUGCUAUUAAUUAUGCUGCCAUUAGGGCAGAAUAUGCAGACAGACAUGCUGAACUAUCCGGAAGUCCACUGAAAAGCAAAAGCACUAGGAAACCUUUGGCAUGUAUUAUUGGGUAUUUAGAGAUCCAUCCUGCAAAGAAACCUAAUGUAAUUCGAUCUACACCAAGCCUGCAAACCCCAACUACCAAGCGGAUGCUAACAACUCCAAAUCACACAUCUCUGAGCAUUCUGGGGAAAAGAAACUAUAGUCAUCACAAUGGUCUGGAUGGGGUACUGAAGCAGGACUCAGCAUGUCAGCAACAGGCUCAGAAGAGAGAAAAGCUCAUGAAGUGAAAGCACAGCUCUGCUCCAUCCUGCAGCCCUUCCUCGGCAUGCCCUGAGGCUGUGAAGAACUCACGUGCUGUGUGUCAGACUGAGCUUUCCCUGAUUCAUUCUACAAUCCAAGACUUGCUGCACUGUCCUGCUGAUGUUCACAGUCGUGCCUGGGAAGGAGGCAGCCCCACUCCCAGUACAUUUCAGUGGGAGACCUCUGCGUGCAUCCAUGGAGACGCAAUGGGGCGGGGAAGGAACUGUGGGAGUGCACGUUCCAAAUCCUGUGUCUCCACGUGUGGAUCAGCAGCACUUUGCUUUCUUGUCAGAGACCUCGCUGUUACAGAGCGAGACCUGCUGAGAAGUGAGGGGCUGAGGGAACCCCUCCACCUCCUCCCUUCGGCAGCACCCUGCGCCCCUCCCAGCAACAGCGGCCACUUGGCAGUGGGGCUGCUGCAAGCUCAGAGCCGCUGUCACCCUGCAUGUGUCCGCUUAGCUCGGUCUUAUGCUGUAUAGUUACUAAAUAUGUACAGGAGGGCCGUGGCAUCUUUCUGAAUGGAUUUUUCUUAAGAAAUGUGCCAGUGUUUAUGAGGUUCAUGGUAUUUCCCUAUCCUUGCUGUUACCGUCACUCAGCUUUUUCUCCAUAGGCUUCACACUUUUUUUUUUUUUUUGAAAUGGGGGAAUCUGCUGUUUGCCCCCGGCAUUCCUAUGUGUGACCCUCCCUCCUACUCCUCCAAGGAACAGAGUUGCCUGAGGUUCUGACAAAAGAUAAGCCUGUAAACUCAUCAUCUGUGUUUUGUAGUUGGAGAGAAGCUGGUGUUCUGCCCAGCUCUGCUUGGUCCCAGACAGCUCCAGCAAGAGCAGGUGUUAAAAGCGCCAAGCGUGUGUAUCACUGUGACAAGCCGUUUGCUUACUGCCCUGUUCCCUUGCAGCCAAACCAGCUGAUGAAGAACUGCUGCCAGGUGGGUCCUUCAGCAGGCCACAAAUGACCUAGUUUCAUUUUAAGCAGAUAGACUCUGUUUGGCCUAGGGGCGUGGAGUGAGAGAACUGUGUGUGUGGGUAUGAGUCUGUAUGGCCAACCCCAUGACCCCACCCCUCCAGCCCAACAUCCUGUGAGCACAUGUGACCUAGGCCCCAGGGACCUGUCUGCUCCUCUGGCUUGGGCUCUUGGCGUUUCCUACCUGCCCUCGGCACCAGCCCUUGGUGGCAUCCCAGUUGGCCACUCAGCUGCUCUGUGCUGGCAACUGCAAGGAUAGGAAUAGCUCAGCGCCCGAUGAGCUCCCUGGGCAGAUGUGAGGCUGGCAAUUCCCCUGCCCUCUGUUUUCAGGCAUAGGCCAUGGGGCACAGGGUCACAGUCCCAUGAAAGACAACUGGAGUCUGACCUCCCAGCCAUCUCUGGGGUUACUGGGAGACAGCUGGAUAGCAGGUAUGAGAGGCCCAGAUAGCCAAGUUGUUGCAAGACAGAGUGGCUACAAUUGAAUUGACCCCCUGGGAAAAACGAGGUAACACAGUAAGGAUAAUGAUGCUCUAGAUGUCUGCGUCCUCGGAGGCUGGGCUCCGCUUGGCAGAGAGAGCGUGGUGUGUGAGGUGGAGGGCGGCUUUGCAGACAUCUCAGCUUCUUUUCUGAGGAGGAGUUGGUUCUCAUCUUAGGCUUCUGCAAGGGCGAUCAUGGGACGUUUCUACCGCCACCCACUCUUGGAGCUGUGCUGGGUCUUGGCUUGGGGCCCUGAGGGUGGGGCCUGUGUCAAAAGCAUUUGGUGAGAUGGGUAGAGGUGGCAGGCAGGUGUUCUCAGGAUUCCCUGACAGGUCCCUUCAGCAGAGACCUGGGAGGAGGUCUUUGCUCUCCAAGUGCCACAUCAUGUGGGAGGUUUCUUCCCUAAAGAAAAAGACACAGGAAAGUUGUCUGUCUGUGCGCUGCUCUGGAUGUAUCGUCGUACUUGGACCUAGAAGGGGGAAUGCUUCCCUCACCCUUUCACUUUCUUUCUGAACCCCUGUUAAGUGAUGACUGCAGAUUCUGGAAACAGUUAGCUACCCAUGACUCAGGUGCCAGCUUCAUUUUCUCUGCCUUUUGGGAGAGGUCCUCUCACCCAGGCCCAAGAGAUUUGGAGACAGGAGUCAGGCCAGGUCUGGAGCAGGAGAAGGGAGGCCCCUCCUGUCUACCCAGUUGAAAUUUGGCUUUGGGAAAAGCACAGCUCGUUCGAGCUACAUGUGCCAAGCAGGCUUUUCCUUCCUCUUGUAAGUAAAGUUCAUGGUUCUGCAGUCCCCUCAUCCUAGGAGGGUUGUAUUGACUGAGACUUCAAGCUCUCCCUUUGUCUCUGGAAACUGCCCCCUGGUUCUGACAGAAUCCCCCAGGCAAUGGAGGAAGGAUGCCAAGGCGCCUCUACUCCGUGCCUUUGCUGUUGGAAGCAUUUGGUGCUGAGAGGGUUUCCCAACCACCCCCUCCCUUUCUGGGACCAUGGUGUCGCUGCUGUGUGUCAGUGGCAUGUCACUGUGGUUCAGUGAGCACAUGGGUGGACGUGCAGAGACUAUCUGCUCAUGCCCCUGGGGUGAGGACACAGGCUCUGCAGGGCGUCUCCCCCUCUGGCUCAGUCAUUGCCUGCCCACCCUUCACUUCUUAAAGGUGCACAAGAGAGGAGGGCCGGCUGGAGGGUGUUGUCGGAAGGUCUCAGCCUGCCCUUCACAAUUCCCCUUGUGCACAGCCCAGUUUCCAUUGCUCAGGGCCCACCCAGGAAAAUGGAUUUCAAAUGGGGGUUUUCAUCCAGAGAUUUGUUUAACACAAAACAAGAAAAGCUGAGAGGCAAAACAGGGGAGUGAGGGGCAACCCAGAGGUGGGAACAGCAACAGCAAGCUGCCCCCAUCCUGAAACUGGCUGGGCACCAUGGGAGGACGCGUCACCAGAGCCUGGGGCCAAGGCCACUGGGGGACCUGCCAUACCGCGGACCUGUCUGGUGGGAGCUGGAGCCUUGAGAAGCCACGGUUCUUGUCAGAAUCAUUUCCCCAGGCGGAGAGAGGGGGCCCCGGCUUCUCCCCUCCUCUUGGCCUCCAGAGUCCUACAAGUGCCUCACAAUAGUGAAACCCAGUUGGAAGCAGCUGCCCUGGGAGCCUGGGACAGGCAACCCACCAGGUCAGUCCCCUGCCACUCAGAGCAGAGCAGAACAGCAGGCUGAGGGCAAGCAGGUGGGGCUGUGCAUGGCCUCAGUGCACUCGGUGUCAUGUCUGAGCCUGGUGUUCAUGCCCCACUGCUGUCCUAAGUCCCUGGCGAGGGGAGGCGGAGGAGCUGCCCCGUGGGUGUUUGGAGAUUCUGUUUUACUCUGCCAUGGAGGAAAUGGUUUUGGGGAGGGAGGGGGAAGCCUUUAUUCUUUACUGUUGUCCCUGUUUUCCUUUGGGGGAAUUUACCCAGUUAGCAGCCCCUCCUCACCAUUCCCCCCAGGAAGGCCAUGUCCCAGUUUGCUGUCCACCCCUCCUGUUCCUCUGCACCGUGUCUCUGAUUUUCCCUGCCAGGGAAGCUAACCCAGAGCACGCACCCAUGCUCAUGAGUGUUUCCCCAGGAUAAUUCGUUCUGAGCAUGAUGCCACAGUGUGGACUGUCUGUCUGUAAGAAGACGCCAUCUACUAACUAAUUUGUAUUGUGUUUCCAAUAAAUUCCUGGAAAUUUUG